Molecule: messenger RNA, 1151 nt
Organism: Ostrea edulis (European flat oyster)
Lineage: Eukaryota; Metazoa; Mollusca; Bivalvia; Ostreida; Ostreidae
Exons: 9
Coding region: 232-990 (252 amino acids)
Source: RefSeq, a predicted model, not a curated record
AGAAAACGAUUAUUCAGCUUCCUGUUUCCAUCGUUGCAGAAGUUGGCCUGACCUCUUAACAUUUCAGUGGGUAAAAUAUUUCAAUAACAAAAAGAAACCAAAAUGGCGUGAUGAUUUAGGGAACAUGGAACAUGAUCGUUGCACAUCAUUAUUCAAUACAGUAGAUCGACUGAUUGGUUUGAUAUAAACUAUGAAGUAGUGACAGAGAACGGAAGAAGUCACAACGUUAGUAUGUUUUACAGCGGAUAUGGUGACGAAGUGGAUUCCUGUCCCCAAAAUCGGACAGAGUUUACUGCAGCAGCGACCAGACUGAACUGUACGGUGGAUAAGAAUGGAUAUAACCGGUAUACAUGUGUUCCUAAGCUUGACUUGAAGGCAACAGUAGAGUUCUGCUACAAUUUCACUGUGGGAUUUUAUCCAAAAGGUCAUUGUCUAAGGGUGCAAGAUGAUGGAGCUCUGAACGCAAUCAGCUGUAGUCAGUUUACGAAGGGCUGUCCAACAGAGCAUUACAGAGGAUCAGACUUGUACCAAUUUCCAGCUUGUCACCAAAUCAAUACAGAAAAGAGAUGUUUCUAUGCAAAUCCUUCCUGUCCAAAUCAAACAGGAAGUGCGACUACAGCAAAAUUGGAUGGAAGCUUUCUAACAGAUUCAACACCAUCUAUCUUCAACGCAACGACGAAUAUAUCGAGUACACUUUCCAUCCCAGUAGAACAAGGAUCCGCAGAUACUGGGAUGGUCAUUGGCAUAAUCCUGUCUGUCAUAGCGAUUAUUGUUGUUUGUACUUUAGCUAUGGUAUUCCGGAAACGAUUAUGGCGACGUUAUGGGUGUAAAAAUGUAACUGGUGAAGAGAGUAUCGAAAUGGAUGGAGAUAUCAUAGACCCGGAUGAAGAGGAAUGGAGGAGGAGGCGUCCAUCAAACGAAUCCCAAAACGACUACCAGUUUAACAGAUUCCCGUCGAAUUUAGUAAUAGUUAGCUUCGGCAGUUUGUGAAAACUUGAAGAGUGGUGAAUUCCAGAUGAUGAUGAACUCCUUGAACUAUCUGGAUAAAGAUUCGAAUUUGCAGGCAUGAAGACUGGAGCGUUUGGAUUAAGCGAUGAUUUUGACAAUCUUGUUAAUUUUGAAAUAGUUUUCUGAAUAAUCAAAUCAUACUU